This is a messenger RNA of Aspergillus viridinutans, 2805 nucleotides long. Its product is annotated as putative rhamnosidase B. Bases 1 to 2805 code for a protein of 934 amino acids. The transcript has 5 exons. Gene Ontology annotation, biological process: carbohydrate metabolic process. Lineage: Eukaryota; Fungi; Ascomycota; Eurotiomycetes; Eurotiales; Aspergillaceae. The record is from RefSeq and is a predicted model, not a curated record.
AUGAAGUUCAUCGUCGUCGUCAAUGCCCUCAUGGUGGCUCUCUGCAGCCACCUCGCCCUGGCCUCUACCAUCGGCCACCCCUCCCUGAUGCCCCGCGAGGAUGCCUUGAGCGACAACAAUAGCACAGUCGCGACUCCAUACGGCAACAUCGUGAGCUCCGUCCUCGACGACGGCAGGAAGAAGAUGGAGUUCUUCGAUGUUGACGGCACCCUCGAAGUGACCGCCAUCGAGACCCCGGAAGGAACUGCGACGUUCUAUGAUGUCGAGGGCAAGGAAGUCAACCUGGCGGACGUGGAUGACGACGACGAGGACCUGGAGAAGCGCGUGCCCAAGUGGAAGCUCGCGAUCAAGUUCGCCAAGCUGAUUGCCAAGUAUGGCAAGCGGGCCUGGUCCUACAUCUACUGCGUUGGCACUGCUCCGUUCUGGAAGUGUGGUGAUGAGACCAUAAACUCGCUCCAGUCCAACUGGAUCUGGGCCCCAAACUGGAUCGAUUCCUCUCCGGCCAACACAGCCGGUAAAAUCGUCCGAUUCACACGUCACAUAUCUCUCUCUUCGCCCGCUACAAAAGCGCUAGUCCAUUGCUCAGCGGAUACACGCUACAAGUUCUAUGUCAAUGGCGUGCGGGCGGCAGUUGGUCCCGCGCGCGGCAGCCCUCUGAUCUGGUACUAUGACACGGUAGACAUCGCACCGUAUCUGCGUGUGGGAGACAACGAGAUUGUCUUCGUUGUGGUGAGGUAUUUCAAUGCGUGCAGGGGUGCGAUGCCCUUUGAGCGGACCGCCUUUCCGGGGUUGACGGUUGUGGGGACGAUUGAGACGCAGACGGAGACGAUGGAUGUGCAGUCGAGGGAAGGGUGGUUGGUGCAGGUGGAUGAGAGUGUCCAGUUCCCGAUGGGACUUGUUGAUGAUAUGUUUCUGCAUAUUAAUGAGCGGAUUACUCCGACUGUGUUGGAAGAGCCGGUUACGCCGAUGGUGUACGGGAUACGGACGUUGAAUGGGGAUCUGUCGCCAUGGCGUCUACGGCCUCGUCAGAUCCCCCUGCCUGAGGAGACUUCUGUGGCUGUUGGACCUGUCCGAAAGUGCCAUAGUAGCAACCAUAUCGACGAGUGGACGGGGUUUCUGAACGCAAAGCAGACACUGACACUCCCGGCCAAUUCGUCGCAUGCGCUUGAAAUCCAGGCAGAGGUUCAUUCGACUGCGUUCCUGCGGUGGUCCUUCCGAGCUAUGCAGGUGUCUCGCAUAACCCUCAAGAUCACCUAUUCGGAAGGGUACGAGCAAGAGCCACGGUCCUACCCGUUCUUCCGCACAAAGGCUGAUCGACUAAACGCGGUGAAUAGGCGUCUCAUUGGGCCGUAUGACGAGGUGACCUUUGACUUACCGGCGGGAAAGACCGUCGUCUACGAGCCGUUCUGGUUUCGCACGUUUAGACUGAUCCGCCUUGAGAUCGCCAGUGGCCCUGCACCGGUUGAGCUCCUGUCAUUCGACGCUACCCAGGUCAAUUAUCCGAUGGCAGUCAAGGCUAACUGGCAGGAAGAUGGCGACAAGUACAGCGAGAGGAUCUGGGAGGUCUCGAUCCGCACAAUGCGCAACUGCAUGUUCGACGGGUACUCCGACUGUCCGUUCUACGAGCAACUCCAAUACUCAGGCGACAGCCGCUCCGUCGGUCUAUUCCACUACCUCCUCUCCGGCGACGACCGCCUCAUGCGCCAGGCCAUCACCAACUUCGCCGCCUCCGUCAGCCCAGAAGGCCUCACCCAGUCCCGAUUCCCGUCGCACGUCCCGCAGAUUAUCGCCGGGUUCUCCCUCUACUGGAUCCUCCAAGUCUGCGACCACCACCUCCACUUCGGCGACACAGCCUACGCCCGCUCCUUCCUCCCCCGUAUCGACGGCGUCCUUGAGUUCUUCCACGUCCACAUCGACGCCCUCGGCCUCGUCAGCAACCUCCCAGAAGUUGUCUGGCAAUACGUCGACUGGGUGACAACAUGGGGCGCAACAGAUACCCACCCAGACAAAGGCGUCCCCACGUCGGGCCGCCAGUCAAACAGACACACCUUCUUCAGCCUCCUAUACGCCUACGGCCUUCAACAAGCCGCGCAGCUUCUCCACACCGUGGGCCGACCAGGCCACGCAGAUGAGUACACCUCGCGCGCGUGGUCCGUCCUCGCCGCGGUCCGCAAGCACUGCUACGACGGGCGCUUCUUCACGGAUUCCACUGCGGAUAUUGCCGACGCGGGCGCCUACUCGCAGCACUGCCAAGUGUUCGCUGUGCUAUCCGGUGCGGUGGCGGAGGGUGACCGCGCGCGUCUGCUGACGGAGAGUUUUGCGGAUGCAGGGUUCGCGAAGUGCUCGUAUGUGAUGCAGUUUUAUGCGCUGCGGGCGUUCUCGCUGGCGGGGGAUGAGGCGUAUGAGGCGUAUUGGGGACGGGUGUGGGAUCCGUGGCGGCGGAUGCUGGAGUGUAAUUUGACGACGUGGGAGGAGGAUGAUGUGCGGCAGCGCUCGGAUUGUCAUGCUUGGGGGAGUGUGCCGAUCUACGAGUACUGUACGGAGUUGGCGGGGGUGAGGAUCGAUGCGCCUGGGGCGCGGAGGGUGUUGUUCAAGCCGCGGUUGAGGUUGAGUCGGGGCAUCUCGGCGAUGGUGGCGGUUGGGAGGGACAAUGUCGCGACGGUGAGGUGGGAGACGGUGGACAGUGAGAAGAUGGUGGAGCUGAGGUUUGAGAGAGCUGUCGAUGCGGUUUCUCAGAUGCCGGGGGAGAAGCCGGUUGAGCAUGGAGUGGUGCAGUCUCUUUGCUUUACUUGGAGAGACCAUUAG